UUUUGAAUUGCAAAAAAGGAAAAAAUAUUUUCUUGUAGAAAAAUUCUCAAGCGUGUUUCUAAGCUUGUGUCCAAUCAGACUCUAGUUAAAUUAACGUUGUUACUCAUCCUCAAACUACUUUGAAAAUUUCCCAUUUGAUGAUUAAAGAAUAACAACGUUUCAGGAUUAGACGAAAAUAAUAAGGAUUUUGCUAUUUGGCAAUUUUUGUUUUAAAAAUUAUCAUUUUAAAAAUACCCAUUUUGUUUGAUGUAUUCCUUUGUUGUAAAUUGGCUUUGGACACUCGCCACUCGCCACUGUCUGCCACCACAGAUACUGAUAGUUGAAGAAAAGGAAGAUCAGCUGGUUAUAUUUGAUAGAGAAACUACUGUUACGAAAAUAUGAAAGAGGAAGAGGUGAAUCGAUGCCAGAUUCAGGAAUGGUAUCCAAAGUUCAAAUCUGUAUCCAUCAAGACCUUAAUUCAUCAACUUCCUGAAUCAUUUAUUCAGUACCUACUUGAUGACUCGGGGCCCUUCCUGUUGCCUGUUUCUGUCUUAAAUGAAGAUGCAUUACCCAAUAGAAUUCAAAAUCCAGAUGAGGAAGAAGAUUUUCAGGUGUCAGAGGGAUCUGAUGAUGAAGCAGAGGAAAGUUCUCCACCACCUUCUUUUCCAGAACUUGAAUUGAAAAUUAAGGAAUCCAUUGAGUCCCUUGGGGGUGCAGUUUUCCCCAAAUUGAAUUGGAGUGCCCCAAAAGAUUCAGCUUGGAUAAGCACUAGUGGUACCCUUCGGUGCACAAGUUUCAGUGAGAUUGCUCUUUUAUUUCGAUCUUCUGAUUCAUUGGUCCAUGACUUGUGUCAUGCUUAUGAUUCAUGCAAGGAUAAAUCUUCAACUAGACCCCUGAGUUUCUUCCUUGCUCUCCGUAAAUGGUAUCCAUCGCUUCAGCCAGACAUGGAAUUUCGAUGUUUUGUACUGGAUCAGAAGUUAAUUGGAAUUUCUCAACGGGAGGUCACUACUUUCUAUCCUAUUCUGCUUGAAAAGAAGAAUGAUCUCCUUUUACUUAUACAGGCAUUUUUUAACAAUUACGUGAGGGCUAACUUUGAGUCAGAAAACUACACAUUUGAUAUAUACAUUACAAAAGAUGAGAGAGUUAAGGUUGUGGAUUUCAACCCUUGGGGUGCCUUUACAUUGGCGUUGUUGUUUACGUGGGAUGAAUUAGACCAUAUUCAUAGUGAAGGAGAUGAUGUUGAGUUUAGAAUUUUGGAAGAUCGUUGUGCUGUUAGGCCAGGCCUUAAAACAGCCGUUCCAUUUGAUUACUUGGAUACCAGCGAAGGGAGUGGUUGGGAUCAAUUUCUAAGGAAUGCAGAUGAGGAGUUAAGACGACAAUCUACAGAAGCUGGUGGAUGAUAAUCAAAUGUUGUUUCUUAUUUGUUGCUUUGAGGUAGCAAAUAAAAGAGUUGUUUGUCUUUUCUUAAAUUUUUAUUUUGAGAAACAAGAGGAAAACGUGUGUUUGAAAACAGUACCCUGUAGAGGACGCAAUUUUCCUUUUUAUCAUAAACAUAGUAGUCUUUAUGUUCUUUUGUUGGAUCACUUAAAAUCCAAUAUUUUUAUUGUAAGUUAUCACCAAUUUUCAGACCUUCGAUAAUUAGUGUUGAAACGUCAGAGGCACAUGAAGAUCUGAAGUGGCAAUUUUCUACUCUCAGAUAAUGUUAUCUCCCCUUUUUUAAAUUUACGUGGAUGAAAGUUUUUUUU
Messenger RNA from Cajanus cajan (pigeon pea), 1724 nucleotides. RefSeq names its product temperature sensing protein-like protein (gene EDA35). The record is from RefSeq and is a predicted model, not a curated record. NCBI's taxonomy places the organism in Eukaryota, Viridiplantae, Streptophyta, Magnoliopsida, Fabales, Fabaceae. Gene Ontology annotation, cellular component: cytoplasm.